UUAAUUCCAGUUUAUCAACAGAACCAAAUAUUGUUGGACCAGAGAAGAUUGGAUAGAGAGAGAGAAGAAGAGAGAAGCUUGAAUAGAGAGAGAGAGAGACAGAUGAUAGAAGAGGAUAAACUUCCAGAAGAUGAAUCAAUGAAAGAUUUUCAUGACGCAGUUUCAGCACUGAAGGAUGCCUACAUUACCAAAGAUUUGUGGAAUGCAUCACAUCUACCUUGCUAUGACCCUGCUGUUCCCUUUGGUUUGCACUUCAUAGACAAGUCAGCAGAAUAUUAUUGCAGGAUCUGUCCAACAAAACUAAUGGGGUCAUUUACAGAUGCAAAAGUCCAUUUUUCUUCACGUGAACAUUAUGAUAAUUAUGUUGCGUAUCUUAAAACACGUGAGGAAAUGGAGCAUAAGAAUACAAUGCAAUCAGAGACUUUGGAUGUUGAGAAACAAGAUAGUAAGAGCCAAGAAGGAAAGGAACAGCAACAAGAGAAUGAUAGUUUGCUGGAGGACAAAGAGUGUGCAGAAGUUACUGAAAGUAUCAGCAGUGAGAAUGUUACUGAUGUAGAGUGUUUGAAUGAAAGUUUACAUCAACUCAGACUCUCUUGAGAAGGUAUUAAGUAAUUUCCUUGAAAUAAAAGCACCAGGUAUUACUUGUGUUAACUUGAUCUUUAUGAUGUAAAGUAAGAAAAAAAAAAACUUAAGUAAGUUUUAGUGUACAGUAAUUCACUUAACCCUUUCACUGUCGAGACCGCUGCUGCUCACAAACUUGCUCGUUUAAGAAUUUAAAACAAAAAAAUAAUUUCUCAUGAAAUGAUUGAGAAUCGUUUCCUGAUGGUAACGGCAUCAAAAGUACAAAAUUUAAUAGAAAACUUACGGAAUUAUGCUCUUGCGAAGUUAACGAUCUUGGCAAUAUUUAUGCAUCAAUGAUUUUGCCUAAUUUGAGCCCUAUUUUCAGCCAGUUCCAUUGUUUCAGUCAACCAAACUCAUAGCUAUUUCGCUAGAACUCCAUUUAUUCUAUCGAUCGAGUACAAGAAACUGCCCAUUUACCGAUUUCAAGUACCCAAUAAAGAUCAGAAAUUGGUAAUUUGGCCAAUUUCAUAUACAUUCAAGGCCAAUUUCAAAAUAGGGUCCAGAAUUAACAAUACAAACAUUCCUAGCACAAAAAUAACAUUUUCUGUGUUCAUUAGUCAUGUCUCCAGACCCUCUUAUAUUACGCUUGCUUUCCAUUUUGAAUGGUUAUUCACACACACAAAAAAUAGAUUUACUAUUAUCCAGACAACUGCAUUAUUGUAAAAAUGGUAUAAAUAAUAUCAGCACGUUUGUGAAAGCAUAUUAGACUCGCCAAUUGACGUGUAUUGGACGCGUGACUUGAUUUGUUUACUCUUGAAUAUCGGCAAAAAUUGAACAUUUCUGCUACUUUGAGCUGAAUUUCAAGGUAAUUUCAUAAACCCUUCAAAAUUAUCUCUAUUUUUGCAAUAUAUCUUCCAUUCUAUCAAAUGAGACCAAGAAAACGAGAAUACAACUAUAAACACCAUACAAAAAAUAAUCCGUAAAGUCGGUGUUUUAAUCCAAAAGCACUUUUAGUUUUUUUUUCUCAUGUACUGCAUCCUGCAGGAUUUUUUUUAUACAGCACACACUGACCACUCAGGCCUAUUCUCUCAGAUGUAGGCCUACCAGCUUUCUCCCACAAGAUUGGAAGUCGCUAGAAUUUUGGCAUAUUACGGGACCGACAGUUAAAGGGUUAAGUAUAAGCUAUGUUAAUCCUAUAGAGAAACACACAACUACAACUUAUAUAAUACUUGUACUGUGUAAGGAGAAGUUAUGGAAGGUGACAGGUGGGUCAGUACACCAUGUGAGGAGAGAUGUUGGAAGGUGACAGGUGGGUCAGUACACCAUGUGAGGAGAGAUGUUGGAAGGUGACAGGUGGGUCAGUACACCAUGUGAGGAGAGAUGUUGGAAGGUGACAGGUGGGUCAGUACACCAUGUGAGGAGAGAUGUUGGAAGGUGACAGGUGGGUCAGUACACCAUGUGAGUAGAGAUGUCGGAAGGUGACAGGUGGGGCCCGUACACCAUGUGAGUAGAGAUGUCGGAAGGUGACAGGUGGGUCAGUACACCAUGUGAGUAGAGAUGUCGGAAGGUGACAGGUGGGUCAGUACACCAUGUGAGGAGAGAUGUUGGAAGGUGACAGGUGGGUCAGUACACCAUGUGAGGAGAGAUGUUGGAAGGUGACAGGUGGGUCAGUACACCAUGUGAGGAGAGAUGUUGAAAGGUGACAGGUGGGUCAGUACACCA
Molecule: messenger RNA, 2283 nt
Organism: Cherax quadricarinatus
Lineage: Eukaryota; Metazoa; Arthropoda; Malacostraca; Decapoda; Parastacidae
Source: RefSeq, a predicted model, not a curated record